GGCGACUGAGUAAUAGUCACAUUUUAGUGCUCUCCAAUCUUAUUAAUAUACUUGGUGAAAAUCAGUAGUUUUAUAAUCACGUAAUGUUGUUUACUCUGGUGAUAAAAAAUCAGUGAUCAUUCUGAUAUAUAAAUCUCACAAGCGAUGUCGCGUGAAUGCAAGUACUGUUCUAAUGUUAUUGUCACUGACUAUGUGAAAUGUCCGGUAUGUGAUUCAGCAUAUUAUCCUGGAUGUGUAAAGCAGACCAAAGUGUCACCCAAUGGUGGUUAUCAAAAGUGUUGCUGCAGAAAGAAUUCUUUCACUUUGUCUGAUUUCCGUUCGUUAAUCAAAGAGAAAAAUGUGGCUCUAUCUAUUGCAAUUAAAAAAGAUUUUAGUUAUCAACUAAAAACAGUAGUAACAAGUGUGGAGUCUCUUACUGUAACAGUUAACAAAAACAAUGCAUUACUUAAUGACAGAAUAUCGGCUGUGGAGACUGUCAACAAAACACUUGAAACUAACCUAGCAAUACUUGAGACCAAAGUUGCAAACAACGCAGAGUGUGUGUCAUCGCUUAUAAAUCAUAUGGGAAUAGCAGGCUGUAGCAGUAAUGCUGCUGUUUUGGAGGAGGUUGAAGAAAGGCUUACGAGGCGUGGCAACAUUUUGAUAUUUGGGGUAUCUGAGUCAAAGGAAGCGAGUAAAGAAACCAGGGAAGCACACGACCGUUCUCUUGUGGUAAAAAUAUGCUCGGAUCUUAAGGUUGAUUUUUCACUAUCCACACACUUUAGAAUCGGUAAAUAUUCACCUGCACUUGCUAAACCUCGACCAAUAAAACUGUCUUUUACUAACGCUGGGAUGACUGAUUUAAUCAUCCAGAAUCUGGUCAAACUAAAGAGAUCCAAGCAGGUACCUCCGGAAUUGCAGAGCAUAGCAAUCUCCAAAGACAGAACCUUGAUGCAGCGGAAUCAACAGAAGGAAGCGUGGGCAGAACUUCGUCGUCGUAUCCAAGAGGGAGAAACGGAUCUAAAGAUGGUGACCAGGAAUGGGUUGAGUUCCAUCGUCAAGGCUCAAGUUCGUCGUUCUCGACAGAUAGAGAGCGUCAGUCAAUCCUAAACUCGUCGUAUAAACAUCAUAGCAUCUAUUAUCAGAAUGUUAGAGGAAUAAAAUCAAUACUCAACACAGUAUCGUAUAAUACCGCCAACUGCGAUUUUGAUAUUUAUGCUUUCACUGAAACCUGGUUACAUGAAAGUAUUAAUAACUCUGAAUUAUUUGAUAUUAAUUUAUUUUCUUGUUUUAGAUGUUAUAGAAGAGAGG
This is a messenger RNA of Cotesia glomerata, 1290 nucleotides long. RefSeq lists its product as uncharacterized. The record is from RefSeq and is a predicted model, not a curated record. Bases 145 to 1089 code for a protein of 314 amino acids. Lineage: Eukaryota; Metazoa; Arthropoda; Insecta; Hymenoptera; Braconidae. The transcript is spliced from 2 exons.